Messenger RNA from Anoplophora glabripennis (Asian longhorned beetle), 1889 nucleotides. Its product is annotated as protein FAM98B. Gene Ontology annotation, cellular component: tRNA-splicing ligase complex. The record is from RefSeq and is a predicted model, not a curated record. Bases 84 to 1682 code for a protein of 532 amino acids. Lineage: Eukaryota; Metazoa; Arthropoda; Insecta; Coleoptera; Cerambycidae. The transcript has 6 exons.
AUGAGUGAGGUUAUUUAUCGGCAUUUUGCUUUGACAUUCUAAUAUUUGAGAAUUUGUCUUGUGCUUUGGAUCUUUAGAGAAAAAUGAGCAAGUUGGAAGAAAAAAUAUUAAACGGUUUAAAUAUUAUUGGGUACAAGGGACCUUUACUACAAAAACCACAGUUCCCUAUUGCAGUAGAAGGUGGUCCUAAAAAUGUAGAAUAUACUAAAUUAGUGAAUUUUCUUACUAAUGAAAUUCGCACUUUGUUGGGUAUCGAUGAAGAAGUCAAUGAGAUAUCAUUUCCAGAAGAUUCUGUUGCUUUCGUUAUGGAAAUAACUUCUUUCUUGAAAGAAUUAAAUUGUCCUUACACUUCUUUAACCCAUGGAAUAGUUUCUGAACGUUUACAAAAUGUGUCAGAUCGAUUGUUGUUGCUGGAUUAUUUAAUAACAGAAUUAAUGGGAGCACGAAUUCUGCAAGACAAGAAGCCUGACAAGAAGAUAGAAUUAAAAUUGCAUGAAACACCUGAAGGUGCCGAUAUGAGACAGAUUUUACAAACUUUACGGUUUCCGAAACCUCCAGCAAAUAUAUCAAUUACGACAUUAUUCCAAAAGCUUUGCCCUACUAUACCAAUUGUUCUUAAAAAAGCUGGUACCGACAUUAUUGGUAAUGGAAUUUUUAAUGGAUUUCUAUCAGAUAAACAGUGGCAGAUAUUAAAUGAUGUCCAAAAAGAUAUGAAUAACGAAUAUAAGAUUAGAAGAGAAAUGUUAUUAACAAGAUUAGAUGUCACCAUACAGUCCUUUCAAUGGUCUAAUAGAACGAAAGGCAAAGAAGACAUGUUCGAAAAUAUUUAUCAUAUAAAGCGUGUGUUGUUGAAAGUCGAUCCUGAUGUAGACCUAUCGGAUCUCUUAGCAGCAAGAGUUGACCUGGCUAUAAUUGAAAAAACAAGUAACGCUAAUGUCAGAAAGAACACCAGAAGUGAACUAAAUAAUGUUAUAAUUGGACAGGUUCCAGACAGAGGAGGCAGAACAUCUGAAAUAGCGCCUCCUCCUCCUGAAAUGCCAUCAUGGCAGCAAAGAUCCGCAGGUGGAGGUGGUGGACGCGGGGGUGGCAAUUUCAGCAGAGACGGAGGUAGCAAUUUCUCACGAGGAGGUGGAAGUAAUUCUUCAUACAGUAGAGGAGGAGGAGGAGGAGGAGGAGCAGGAGGAAGGGGCACUGGUUACCAAUCAAGAGGUGGAUAUGAUAAUUCUGCCAAUUACGGAAGUAAUAAAAGUUUCGAUAGUGCUGGCACUUACAAUAUAGAUAACAGAUACGGCAGUAACAACAGAGAUAGUCGUGAUUAUUCUAGUGGGUUCCAAGGUAAUUCCGCUAGAGGUUACGAUAAUUCCAGCUCUGGUGGGUAUGGAGGUGGCGGUAACUAUAACAGACGAGAUUACGACAGCGGAAGUUACGGUGCAAAUACAGGAUAUGACAACGGUAGAGACAAUAGAAGAGGAAGCGGAGGUAAUUAUACUCAGGAUUAUCAACAAACAAAAAGGGCCAAAACUUAUGAUUCAUUUCAAGCUAACAAAUCCACAUAUGCCGAUCAAUAUGUUCAAGAAAACCAGCACAAUCAACAGUAUCAGUCGAGAGAUAAUCGUGGCGGUAGGGGUGGCGGCAGAGGACGUUCAAAUUAUCACCGGGGAGGCGGACAUAGCUAUCGAUAAAAUAAUCAGCACUCAUCCGUUUUGAAUUAUAUUCGAGGAAGAUAAAAACUGAUUUUUUUGAUUCUAUUAAUUUAUGUCGAUAUUAAAUAUCUAAUAUUAGGUUAACAGCUUAUUUAAUGAAAUUUGAACUGACUAUAUUAGAAUAAACUUUUCAUUACUUGAGUUGUGGUAAUAUUGUAAACAGUAAUUCUAAAAAAAUAAAGUAUG